Molecule: messenger RNA, 1276 nt
Organism: Purpureocillium takamizusanense
Lineage: Eukaryota; Fungi; Ascomycota; Sordariomycetes; Hypocreales; Ophiocordycipitaceae
Gene: PXR1
Product: 2-acylglycerol O-acyltransferase
Exons: 3
Coding region: 52-1092 (346 amino acids)
Molecular function (GO): nucleic acid binding
Source: RefSeq, a predicted model, not a curated record
AAAUCUUGCCGCACCCAUUCAAGCCCAGCGCCGUGCCGCACCGCUGUCACAAUGGGACUUCUCGCAGAGUCCAAAAGUCGGGGCAAGAUCAACAAGGACCCCAACAACACAAAAUGGACCCGCGACACGACAACUUUCGGCCAGAAGAUGCUACGAGCGCACGGCUGGCAGCCCGGCGAGUUUCUGGGAGCCAAGGACGCAGCGCACUCUACCCUGCACACCGCAGCAAACGCCUCGUACAUCCGCGUUUCGGUCAAGGACGACGUUAAAGGCUUGGGAUGGAACAAGGCCAAGGAAGACGAGGUGACGGGGCUGGACGUCUUCUCAGACUUGCUGAGCCGCCUGAAUGGCAAGUCAGAAGAGUCUCUCGAGGGCGAGAGGCAGGCGCGCUUGGUCAUGAAGAUGAACCAGUACGUCGAGCAAAAGUAUGGACCGAUGCGAUUCGUCCAAGGCGGGUUCCUGAUUGGCGAUUCCAUGAAGGAGUUGAUGGAGAAUGAUACGGCCGCCGAGGAGACCCCGAAUUCGACGAAGAAGGAAAAGAAGAGCAAGAAGCGGAAGGCCUCUGACGUCGAGGACGCCGACGAGGACAAUGAGAGCGAGACCAAGAAGGAGAAGCGGCGCCGAAAGGAAGAGAAGCGGGCGAAGAAAGCCGCAGCCGAGUCGACAACCGACAACGGCGACGACAGCGCUCGAGCGGACGAGAAGAAAAAGAAGAAGUCCAAAAAGGCGGAUAUUCCCAACGAAACGGACGAGGCCAAGAUAGACAAGCGCAAGUCCAACUCCAAGGACAAGAAGUCGUCAACAGAGGAGAGCGAGGCCGACGAGCCCAAGAAGUCAAGGAAGAGUAAGAAGGACAAGAGGGAGAAGAAGGAGAAAAAGAAGCGGAAGAAGGCUGAGACCGACGAAUCUUCCGAGGGGAGUGCAGACGACUCGGCUGUGCCGACAGGUGUUUCAACGCCCUCGGGAAGCGGCACAGGCACGUCCACGCCGAGAGGAACCCGCAACUUUGUCCGGUCUAGAUUUAUCGCAGCCAAGAGGCAGGCGAUGUUGGAUACUAAGGCUCUGAACCAGAUCUUCAUGGUCAAGACAUAGACGCAUGGGAACAGCGCUUACACAUAUAGAAUCUCGGGCAUUGAUUUAGCGAAUUCAGGGAAAGGCGUUGCGCUGGCUAGCGUGGUUGUUGUCUUGUCCGACUGGCGAGCUGCCAUGGCCUUCGUGGGUAUUCAAGCGGACAGUAGAUCUCUCAAGAUAGAGUAAUUAAAGUCGAAUAACUGUC